AUGUCGGUAGGAAACAACAAUGUCGGAAUAGUAUUAACACUCUCUGUCGUGGUUUACGUGGUGGAGAUCAGAGAGGUAACUUUCAAGUAUUCAAAUCAUGUCGGGCAAUUAGGUAAGCUUUUGUUCGAGUUGCUAUCCGAAUCCCUUGGUCUUCCCUCCAAUUAUCUAGAAGAGAUGGAGUGUGCAAAAGGGCAUGCUCUUGUCGCGAACUAUUACCCACCAUGCCCAGAGCCAAAUCUCACUCUCGGAACAAGUAAACAUUCCGACCCCGAUUUCCUUACCAUCCUUGUACAAGAUCAGGUGGGCGGCUUGCGAGUUCUUUAUCAGCAACACUGGAUUGAUGUCCCCCCUGUGGCAGGUGCUUUGCUAGUCAACAUUGGUGAUCUUCUACAGUUGAUGACCAAUGACAAGUUCAAAAGCGUAGAGCAUAGAGUCCUCGCAAACAAGAUUGACCCGAGAGUUUCAGUGGCAUGUUUCUUCACCAUGCACCUCCACCAAUCUUCCCUGCUAUAUGGCCCCAUCAAGGAACUACUUUCUGAUGAAAAUCCGCCUGUGUACAAAGAUAUUUUGCUCACAGAUUUCGUCUCGCACUACGACUCCAAAGGUCUCGACGGACGAUCCGCUCUAAGCUAUUUUAGAUUGUAA
Molecule: messenger RNA, 645 nt
Organism: Ananas comosus (pineapple)
Lineage: Eukaryota; Viridiplantae; Streptophyta; Magnoliopsida; Poales; Bromeliaceae
Product: 1-aminocyclopropane-1-carboxylate oxidase homolog 1-like
Source: RefSeq, a predicted model, not a curated record